Aspergillus pseudoviridinutans is the source of this 1191-nucleotide messenger RNA. RefSeq lists its product as uncharacterized. Gene Ontology annotation, cellular component: mitochondrion. The coding region runs from base 1 to 1191 and encodes 396 amino acids. Lineage: Eukaryota; Fungi; Ascomycota; Eurotiomycetes; Eurotiales; Aspergillaceae. Gene Ontology annotation, molecular function: oxidoreductase activity; molybdenum ion binding. The record is from RefSeq and is a predicted model, not a curated record. The transcript is spliced from 3 exons.
AUGAAUACGGCUGACUUUGACUCCCCACUGCCGGCGACUUGCGAAGAUUCCGGAGAAGCGCUUUUCUCCGCGCCAGUCGACUCGCCUGUCGAGUGGAAAGAUAUCGCUGUGGAGGAUUUUGAGGCAUAUCGGCAAUGCGUCACGCCCUUGAACCAGGUCGGCUAUCAGACAGAUUCUGAACGAGAUGCGCUGGUUGAUAUACACCCCAAGGGAUUUUUCAUCCGACAACCCCCCUUGCCUCACGAACUCGAUACCCACAUGACACCGGACGCCCAAUUAUUCCAGACGAUUCACAUGGGUGCCGCGGUGGUCGACCCCAACCGAUGGCGCCUCAUUGUCGACGGAAUGGUCCUCCAUCCGUUUAUGCUCAAUCUCGGCCAACUACGGAGCAUGCCACGAACAUCCGUCACGACAUUCCAUGAAUGCUAUGGCAGCCCUCUUCUUCCCCCGACGCGGGCUGUACGGAGGGUUGGUAACAUGGCACAGCCCAAAGGGUCUGCGUCAUAUGUCUGGUCCGAAGGCCUAGAUGGUGGGAUCUUUGCCGAUGUCUGGGCAGAUCGGUACCAGAAAGACCUUCCCUUGGAGAAAGCAAUGGCUCCUGAGGUGCUACUCGCGUUUGAAAUCAAUGGUGCUCCUUUAGACAAGGAGCGUGGGGGUCCCGUCCGCCUCGUAGUUCCGGGUUGGUACGGCACUAACUCCACCAAGUGGAUCAGUCAUAUCUCUCUCCAAGACAAACGCGCAACUGGGCCGUACACCACCCUGUUCUACAACGAGAUUGAUCCGGCCGAUCCUGACGGUCAGCAGAGACGGCCGGUGUGGAAGGUGGAACCAAAUUCGAUCAUUGUCCGUCCUCGUCCCGGCGCGGUUUUCGCCAGUGGACACACUAUAACCGUCAUUGGUCGUGCCUGGGCGUGCGAGGAGAUAGUACAAGUGGAAAUCAGCACGGAUGGAGGGAAUUCUUGGUGCAACGCCCAGCUUAAUCCGCGGAGGGAAUUCGAGUGGCAGCUGUUCCAGCAAAGAGUGGUCUUCAGCCGUGGCGGAUUUUACACAAUCACUGCGCGGGCAACAGAUAAACGUGGACAGCAACAACCCUUACGUAAUCGACGCAACCAUGUCCCUACGAAGGCCAGCUUGACAAACGGCAUCCUCGUUUAUGACGCCGUACGUGAGAGGCUAUCCCCAAGCCCUUAA